Molecule: messenger RNA, 384 nt
Organism: Orycteropus afer afer
Lineage: Eukaryota; Metazoa; Chordata; Mammalia; Tubulidentata; Orycteropodidae
Source: RefSeq, a predicted model, not a curated record
AUGGCGGUGGUGGAUCUCGCUGAGAUUCCCGAUGUGGACAUCGACUCUGACGGCGUCUUCAAGUACGUGCUGAUUCGAGUCCACUCGGCGCCACUUUCCGACGCCCAAGCUGCGGAAAGCAAAGAAAUCGUGCGCGGCUACAAGUGGGCCGAGUACCACGGUGAGGCCGACAUCUACGACAAGGUGUCAGCCGAGAUACAGAGAAAGGGUUACGGCUGCGAGUGCCUGGGCGGCGGGCGGAUCUCCCACCAGAGCCAGGACAAGAAGAUCCACGUGUACGGCUACUCCAUGGGCUAUGGACGUGCCCAGCACUCCAUCUCCACGGAAAAGAUCAAGGCCAAGUAUCCUGACUACGAGGUCACCUGGGCAGAUGACGGCUACUGA